AUGCGUUUUCAAUUUUUGUUUCUGACAAUUCUUUCCGUGGCUUUGGCCAACGUUUUGAAGCUACAAUUGGCCAAGACUGUGGUGAAACGGCCAGGUCUUCAGGCUGGCGGUGGUUAUUAUGACAAACCUUUUGAGCUGUAUGAAAGUAGGUUAUGUAAACACAAAAUAAUAGUAUCAUAAAAAGUGGAAUUACGUAUUUUACAAUAAUAUAAUCAUAAGUUUCAUAUUUUAUCAAAAAAGAUUAAAAAAAUUCAAAUUUCCAAAAUCCCGCCAAAAUUAAAAAACCUUUGGCAUUGCGUUUCUACCCUAGAUUCUUACUUUCAUAGGAUUGUAUUAACAUAUCAAAUUAAUAUUUUUCAAUUAUUUUUGUUUUUCAAUCGACAAAACAAAGUAAAAUUUCAAAUUCCCAAAAUCCCGCCAAAAUUGUAAAUCCAUGGCAUUAUGUUACAACCUAACUAUUUUGUAAGAAACAACUUGUCAAGCCCUUAAAAUAUAUUUUUCAACCAUAACUACAAAAUUUCAGCUGAUUUCUACAUAGUACCGGUUGAUUUUGGCAGUCCAGCCCAGACCUUGCACUUGGCUUUGAACUUGGGUUCGAACCAAUUUUGGGUGUUGGACAAGAAUAACAGCGGAAAUGUCACUACAAAUGGUCCUACUUUUGAUACUAGGUAUGUUUUGGCAUUUUUUGCAUUUUUAAAAUUUUAUUUUAAAAUUUUUCAAAAUUUCAAAAUUUAAAAUUUAAAAAAAAAUUUUUUUAAUUUAAAUUUUUUAAAAUUUAAAAAAACUAGGAAAUAAAGACAAAAUUUUUUAAAAAUAACUAAAGAGAAUACUGUAAAGUGUCUUUGAUUACCCUUAUUUCAUCUGCAAGCCUACUACAAUAUCGUUCUCUUCAGUUUAUAG
Molecule: messenger RNA, 900 nt
Organism: Bursaphelenchus okinawaensis
Lineage: Eukaryota; Metazoa; Nematoda; Chromadorea; Rhabditida; Aphelenchoididae
Source: the annotation of a GenBank genome assembly